AUUCAUUCUGGGAAUAAGGUUCCUAAACUUUGCAGAUUACAAAUAUGAGUGCAGUGAAAAUAAAGACUGAGGUGGAACUAUUCUUGUAUCCAUCGUAAGGUAUUAGGUUUUAUAAUAAUUCAUAAUGAGGAAUUUAAAAUGGUAGUGCUGCUGCUGGGGAGUGAAAAGUGAAGCUGCAAGAGAGGACCCACAGAUGCAUGAAAAUGGAAGGACAUGAUAUCUUUUCAAGUCACUAUGAAGAUUGAAUUGGAUCUGAUAUUCUUUUGGCCCUGUUCAAGAUUCUAUGCCUCACUUGUAUCCUACUCUCACCUGUGUUUCUCUCUCUCUCUCUCUUUUACCCCUCAUAUGCUUAUAAGGCAUCAUCAAACAAAACUCUAGCAUGUGAAACUGGUGAAAACAAGAAGCAACACAGAAGAGAAGUAGUCGGUAGCUGUCUUCUACCAGAUUGCAAAAUUAUACUAUACAGAAUAUAACAGAAUCAUAACUUGCAUUGAAGGAGGAAGCAGAUUUGAAGAGGCAAAUUAGAUCCGUUUCAGCAAAAUGUAUCAUCACCAAAGCCACCAAGGAAAGAACAUUCACAGUUCCGCAAGGAUGUCCAUUCCAUCCGAAAGGCACUUGUUCCUUCAAGGUGCAAACGGCACUGGAGAUUCAGGACUCGUGCUCUCCACUGAUGCUAAGCCAAGACUGAAAUGGACUCCGGACCUACAUGAACGGUUUGUCGAAGCAGUAAACCAAUUGGGUGGAGCAGAAACUACUCCGAAAUCAGUCUUGAAACUUAUGGGAAUUCAAGGAUUAACCUUAUACCACUUAAAGAGCCACCUUCAGAAAUAUAGACUCAGUAAAAACCUCCAUGGACAAGCUAAUAGUGGGAGCAAUAAACUAUCCACAGCAGAUAGAGUACCUGAGAUGAAUGGAACUCACAUGAGCAACCCAACUAUUGCAUCCCAAACAAAAAAUAUGCAUUUAGGCGAAGCAAUACAAAUGCAAAUUGAAGUGCAACGAAGAUUACACGAACAACUGGAGGUACAGCGUCAUUUGCAGUUGCAGAUAGAGGCCCAAGGUAAAUAUUUGCAAGCUGUACUAGAGAAGGCACAGGAAACCCUUGGAAGACAGAACUUGGGAACAAUGGGUCUGGAGGCUGCCAAGGUUCAGUUAUCAGAUUUGGUUUCCAAAGUAUCGACCCAAUGCCUGAAUUCUGCAUUUUCAGGAAUCAAAGAACUGUCAGAUUUGUGCCUGCAGAAAACACAAACAUCUCAGCCAACAGAUUUAUCGACGGACAGCUGCUUAACCUCAUGUGAUGGUUCAAUGAGGGACCAAGAUCAGUAUAAUCCAAUCGGUGUAAAACCUAUAAAUUUUAAAGCACCUACAGAGCCAAGGGUUAACUAUAAUGAGACCAGUCUAGGGAAAUCAGAACUCAGAUGGCCUGAUGACCUGAAAGAGGGGGAAAAUUUUCUUUCAACGGCAAAUGACAGUGUGGAAAAUGCAUUUUUGACAGAAUCCAACUUCAACAGCUUAUCAAUGAGCAUUGGACUUCAGAGCAGUGAAUGGAAUGGUAAUCGCAACUAUCCAGAGAAAGGAUUUAAAGGAGCAGAAGCAGCAGUCAAUUUUUUUAACCAGAGCACCGACAGCAAUAAUAUUAGCAACCCAGAGAAGCAGAAGAUACCACCAGAGUUGAAACUGCCUCUACUAUCAACAAAACUGGACCUCAACACAGAUGAUCAGAACAAUGUUGCUUCACAUUGCAAGCAACUAGAUUUAAAUGGAUUUUGCUGGAGCUGAGAGUCAGCCAAGUUCUGUAUGAGCUACUGCUCCAGAUUUUAAUGAAACCCAAAAAAAAAAAUCAAGAAGAGGUUUGGAUUUUGUCAUAAAAACCUGGUGCCUCGAUUUUGUAAAUUGGGGGAUAAUCAUUCAAAUAACACAACCUCCAUAUCUUCUGGAGCACUGUAACAUUAUGACAUUUAUACAUACACAAUUUUUCAA
Sesamum indicum (sesame) is the source of this 1980-nucleotide messenger RNA. The record is from RefSeq and is a predicted model, not a curated record. Lineage: Eukaryota; Viridiplantae; Streptophyta; Magnoliopsida; Lamiales; Pedaliaceae.